AUGUCGGGGUUUGAUCAGCUCAGUCAGAAUGUCUUUGGGCUGGUGGCAUUGAUUGUUUCAGUGAUCGCACUUUUGACGACUUGUUUGCAGGUGCUGCAGCAGUAUUUUUCAAGUGCGGAAGGGUAUCGAAGAUGUGCGGAAUCGGUAAUGGGGCCGUGGAAUAAGGGGACGCAUCGGAAGCUUAAUAUGAAGGAAUUUCGAGUCGAGGUGGUUUUCGAAACUCCGGUUAUAUUCAUCGCACCUCCGAAUAACCCAAGAGGACCAAUUAUAAAUAAGCCCAUCUUCUAUCUCGAUGGCACAAAGCAAUCAUACCACGAUACCAUGGUACUCGAACCGGACGAACAAGAGAAGACGGAUAAGGAGGCGGUCCAGCGUGUUCACACAGCAGAUGAUGAACGAGCAUCUUGGGUUACGUUGUUGUCAAAUUUACAAAAGAAGGAGCGGGACUCUCGAAUUUGGGAUAAGGGGCGUCGACUUGAAAAGCUUCCAAGCCGAGCCAAAGCACCCACGUACGAACUUGCCGUAGGCUUACAAGUCAAAACCAGAUCUUGGGAUUUCGUCCCGGCCAGUAUCACUAGGCCAUAUGCAACUUCUGCCAUCUGUCAUCUGGUUGAGAUGAUGGCCUUGAUGGGCAUGUAUUGGAAAGUUUUUGACCAGAUACUGUGGAACCUAAGAGCGGAAGGGAAUGGUUUCAUUCUUACCUCAACUACUGUCCAUGGAUUGGGAGUUAUGGUUAUAUUUAACGUGACGGGAAAAUCGAAAUUUGAAGAAGACCGGGUCAUUCCUUCUGCACAUAUAAAGGAACUGUGCUUUGGAACUGUCCCCAACAUAUUUGAGGAAGAAUCAUAUCUGAAAAAGGAAGAUCCAGAAUCUCAAAAUUUGACUUUGAAGUUUGGGUGUCAAGAUGAUGUGGAAUUGACUUUGGAGUCUCUUGGGUGUACACCUCAAAUACUCACGAGGUACAAGAAAGAUCACAGACAUAUAUUUCCAGUCUCUUUCGAGAUAAUUGGUAUGCUUGGGCAAGUAGUUCGGCUUCGGGGAAGCAAUUUUAGAAUGAUACCCAACCCAACCCAGGAUCAUUGGUUAAAGAAAACCGGCACAAAGCCUUCUUGGAAAAUCAUUAAACUUAUGGCAGUAUUUCAAAAGAAACUCCUCGGACUUUCCGAGGUCGAGGACUAUGGCAACAAAUCUCUCGAGAAACAUCCAAUCUCUAAAAUCAUCGAACAAUGGCAAGAAAUUGAAGCUCUCGGCUGUAUAGAUGAAUACAACCUUAGCAUCGAUGCCCGAGAAAAGAUUCACGAUGCUCUCGAUGGAAUGACGGGUUUUCUACUCGAGACUAGGCAAGCGGAUGUUCUCAAAAUUUUGGUAGCUCAUCUCGACGAAGUAACCAAAGUUCUCGUCGUGACUGAUUCUCCCCUCAACUCCAUUGUUUCGGUUCACAAGGAAGAGCCACUACUCGAUUACUACUUUAACACGAUCCUCCCCAAGGUCACAGGGAAUUCUAUUGGGCAUGAGAAAGAGAAGAGACAAAUUAUAUGGGUUUCCUUGAUGUUCAGAAUGUUAUGUUGGUUUUUACUACAUGAUUGGAAUAAAGAUGAUAAGUGUGAAGUUCCUCCGGAUUUGAAGGGAAGCAGAAUGCCGGUGUUUAUUGGUUGA
Messenger RNA from Sclerotinia borealis F-4128, 1656 nucleotides. The record is from the annotation of a GenBank genome assembly. Lineage: Eukaryota; Fungi; Ascomycota; Leotiomycetes; Helotiales; Sclerotiniaceae.